Molecule: messenger RNA, 1221 nt
Organism: Anisakis simplex (herring worm)
Lineage: Eukaryota; Metazoa; Nematoda; Chromadorea; Rhabditida; Anisakidae
Source: the annotation of a GenBank genome assembly
AUGUUGCAAGUACAACGAUGCAACUUCAUUCGCAAUUGCUGCGAUGAAUAUAUGAGAUGUGCGUCAAAUGCGACAAUAAAUUCGGUGAUUUAUCAAGAAUUGUAUGCGAAAGGUCGUUCGUUAAGUGCCGAAACAAGAAGGUGUUUGGAAGCGCAAAACAAAAAAUACGAUGGUGGAUCAGAUAUCAGUGAGCAGCCAUAUUUUGAUGAUAUGACAAGUGAGUCGAAAUCGCAGCUGUCAACUGAGGAACAACGUAGAAAACUGGAAGCGGUUUUGAAAUUUUUAAACUCACGAACACAAGCGCAAACAUCCGAAAGCAUCACUACGGUAACCACUACGCCGACAGCUGCAUUAACCACCACAUCCGUUACAACUACAGCAGCACCAACAACGAACAAGCAUGUGACCUGGAGCUAUCCCACCUUCCCUACAUUGCUGCCACCAUUGCCAAAUUAUUUUGCGAUCUUGUUUCCACCGCUGCAAACACCUUCAACGCCGGCAACAACUCCGCAAUCCACUACGAAAUCCUCAAGCACUCCGGAAGUUGAAUUCCAUGAUGACCAUACAGCGGACAUUUCUCCAGUGUUGAGUAGUGUCCAUCCGAAUCAGAGCGAUUGGGCGUCGUUUUGCAACGAAUCAUUGAGUUGUGAGCAUGAACUACUGAAACUUGAAACAGAAUGCUUUCUGAAACGAUCAGUUAGCUUCGAUCAAGAAGAAAUGUUAGAUGCGUUAAUCACAAUAAAAAUAAUCGAAAAUACAUUGGAUACGGAAUCAACACAACGUGCGAGAAGAACAUGUCAGAAUACAAUCAGAUCUGAAGAGUUGAAUCAGUUGAAAAAAUCAUUCAAAGCACUAGAAACGAAACGUGUGGAGUGCAUUCAACGGCGUAUUUUGCUGCAGUCAGAUUCAAUUCCACCCAAUGAUAUCAAUGAGACAGGAAUCAAGAUGGAUCAUUGCGAGAGUAAUAUUCUCACUGAAUCGUUAAGUGAAAGCCUCGAUUCGAAUUCAACGUACUCUCAACGACAACAACGGAAUUCACAAGAUUCAUGGGCUGAAAUGUUAUUCGAUAUGAGGAGUUGCGAUGAGUUGCUGGAGGAUUCCGAGCAAUCUCGCGAUCACAAAUUUCGAAUGCAUCAACUGUUAGUGAAUCAACGAGAAUGUGAACGAAAAAUGUUAGCUGCAAUCGACUCGACAUCAACCGAAUCAAAUCCCAUCACUUAA